Molecule: messenger RNA, 168 nt
Organism: Funneliformis geosporum
Lineage: Eukaryota; Fungi; Glomeromycota; Glomeromycetes; Glomerales; Glomeraceae
Source: the annotation of a GenBank genome assembly
GCGAUAAUCGCAACACUUCGAGGCAAUAUGACCGAUCAUACCCACACAAAGGACAAAUCCAGAGGCUUGCUAGCAAUAUUUGUAAAAUAUACCUCUUCACCAAAGGAUGUUGGACGCAAUAUGACCGAUCAUACCCACACAAAGGACAAACCUAAGGGAUUACCCUAG